AUGGCCCAAUUGGAGUCUCACUACGUGUAUGGUCGUUGGGUCACAUGUUUCCAUCAUCUUAGAUCUUUUAUGGACGACCCACAUGCCGACGAACUCCCAGGCCUUGAGCGAUUGGCAGAGUCUGAGUUUGCGGAGGAUGAAGAGGACUCCGCCUCGGAGGGCUCUGCGGCCUCGCUGCCCUUGCUGGAUGAGGCAGAGCUGGAUGGAGAGAUCCUCAUCGAGGCUCCUCCCGAGGAGUGGGAUGUUGAAAUGAAAGAAGAAGAAAGCCAAGACGGUCGACCCUGCCGCUCUUGCUGCACACCGCGUUUGGAAACGCCUGCGGGCUGA
Durusdinium trenchii is the source of this 327-nucleotide messenger RNA. The record is from the annotation of a GenBank genome assembly. NCBI's taxonomy places the organism in Eukaryota, Dinophyceae, Suessiales, Symbiodiniaceae.